Priceomyces carsonii is the source of this 330-nucleotide messenger RNA. RefSeq lists its product as uncharacterized. The coding region runs from base 1 to 330 and encodes 109 amino acids. The transcript has a single exon. Lineage: Eukaryota; Fungi; Ascomycota; Pichiomycetes; Serinales; Debaryomycetaceae. The record is from RefSeq and is a predicted model, not a curated record.
AUGUUUGGACUAUCGCCUUGGUCGCCUAUUUGCUUUGGUUUGUCGUUGCAAGGUGUGUUUCUUUUUAAGCACCGGUCGCAGGCACUAUUCUCCCCAUUAGAUUUCACACAUCGACACUUAGAUACAAUACAUGACUGGCAAGCAGACUGGCACCUUGGUGCUCUCUUUCUUUUGAAACCCCCAUUUUCUUUUGUUUGUUCACUAGAUUCCAAAUUUUCUUUACCACAUAUAUCAGCCUUUAUAUGUCUAUUCAAAAGAUCCUUUCUUCCAAAACCUUUUCCACAAGUGUUACAAAUAAAUGGCUUCUCAUGCUUAUGUGAUCGUAUAUGA